GACGGAGGUAUGACUGCAGUUGUGGAGGAUGAGUAACGGUAAAAGCACCCGAUGUGGCAUUACUAAGCCGCAGGACAUCGCAUGGAGGACAGAAAUUCCUAAAAUACGUUUACCGUAUGCCUCCUGUCCUCUUCCACACUGCAUAAUUCCUUCUCCCACGAGUCCCACACCUUCCCUGAAGCGGUCCUCUUUCAAACCCCGCCCUCAAGCUAUUCUGUUCCUCCUUCCAAACCUUCCUAUUCAUCCUCCCUCCCCUGUGAAACGUAAACCAUAGCCCUUCCCCUUGCUUUAUGCAGGCUUUCUCCUCCCUCUGCUGUGCUGCUCUGCCACUGAAGGGAAACAAAUGCUCUGGGAUUAAGAACUGCCGUUUCUAUGAUUGGUUCAACGUGAGGACUACAUUUCCCAUGAUGCAGCUCUCUGGAUUGCACGACUGUAGCGAUGUCGGGGGGUGAAUCUAUAUGUGUGAAGGCUGUCAUCAUUCCGGGCAAUGGUGGAGGAAAUGUAGAGUCCUGUCUGUGGUAUGGAUGGACUAAAAAGAGGUUGGAAAAGAUUCCAAAUUUUAGGUGUUUGCUUAAAAACAUGCCGGAUCCAUUUACAGCAAGAGAAAGUAUAUGGCUGCCGUUUAUGGAAUCGGAGUUGGGGUGUGAUGACAAAACCAUAAUAAUUGGACACAGCUCUGGAGCCGCUGCAGCUAUGAGGUUUGCUGAAACACACAAGGUGUAUGCCAUUAUUUUAGUGUCUGCCUAUACCUCGGACUUGGGAGAUGAAAAUGAAAAAGAAAGUGGAUAUUUCAGCCGGCCAUGGCAAUGGGAGAAGAUAAAAAACAACUGUGGUCAUAUCAUUCAGUUUGGCUCCACAGAUGAUCCAUUCUUGCCAUGGCACGAGCAGCAAGUAGUGGCCGACUGCCUAAGCGCCAACCUAUACAAAUAUACAGACCGCGGGCACUUUCAGAACACUGAAUUUAAAGAACUGUUGAGUGCAGUGAAGAAACUAAUCCCUGCUUCCAAAUAAAUACCAUCUCCAGCCA
Xenopus laevis (African clawed frog) is the source of this 1027-nucleotide messenger RNA. RefSeq names its product retinoblastoma binding protein 9 L homeolog (gene rbbp9.L). Gene Ontology annotation, molecular function: hydrolase activity. NCBI's taxonomy places the organism in Eukaryota, Metazoa, Chordata, Amphibia, Anura, Pipidae. The record is from RefSeq and is marked provisional.